GUCAGGGUUCUCCAAGUCUUGGCUACAGUCAUCAUUAUCACCACCUUUAUUAUUCCAAAUCUGAGUGAGGAAACCAAAGCCCAGAAGGGUCAUUACUUGCUAAGCUCGCACAGCUACUAAGUGGCAGGUCCUGGAUUUGAAUUUGUCUCUGACUUAAGAGCCCAAGUUCUAACCACUGCUCUGUGGACCUCCCCAGCAGUCAGGUUGCCUGUAAUGAGUGUGGCUGAGGGCAAAUAACUCAGUUUUCUCAGCUGCAAAAUGGGGUUGUGUAUUAUGAGAAAGGAAGUAUACAGCCUAACCUGUGGGAGGUGCUGGGCAGGUUCCCAGCCUCUCUAGCCCCAGGCCAGAGUAGUCUCCAUGCUAGGCCUUGGGCCUCUCUCCCCAUUUACCUGACUCCAGAGUCACACAGAACUGGGCAGCCUGGCCAAGCUCUGGGAAAGGUAGGUUGCCCUGGCCUUUAAUGAGCUCAGAAAUGAUGGAAAGCCUAGUGGCUUUGGACAGGCCAGAAGGGACCAUGUUCCCCAGCCUGGCCCCUAGCCCUAGGCCAACAUUAGCCCCCCUCCUCAGGGCUACCCCAACUCAUGGCCCCAUUAAGCCCUAAUGCUAAUUCUCAGCCCUUUCCUCUGUCAGGCACACUCAGGGAGGGAAAACUUGGCUUCCAGCCAAGCCCAAAAUCAGUCCUGAGAUUGAAGGGAACUGUUCUAUAAGCUUUUUUUUUUGGCGGGGGGGUGGGUAACCCCCAUAGUCAGAAAUGAGCUCACAUGACUCAAGGAGAUAAAUGCUGCUGGCAGGAGCAAACCAUGCCAGGCUCAGACUUGGCUGCUUCCUCCUUGAAGGGGAAACAGCAGGCCCAGGGCCUCCACAUAACCCAUCAAGGAGGCCUGGAGUGCCCAGUUGUUGUACCUUCUAGCAUUCCAGGAUCUAAAAAAUCAGAAUCUUAAAGCUAGUUGAUUGAUGUGUGCCAAGCCCCAUUCUGGAUACAGCAGUGACCAUAGGCCUUACCCUCAGGGAGCUCACAGUGGGCCAGACCAACACCUUAGCCAAUUAAAACGGGGAGACAGGAGGGAGCCCCUGCUUCCCGAUGCCAAAGCCACUUCCCUGGGGACUCCCCAGUGAGGCCUAAUGGAUGAGGAGCUGCUGGCCCUGUAGCUGUGGGGAGAUGUCAAAGAUGAUCUGGCCCAACCACCCUUUGUUCUCAAAUGAAAAGGCCUCCAAAGCGUGUAGGGUGCGGGGGAGGUGGCAGCCCUGCCAUCUCCUGGCCAGUCCAAUGUGUCUGGGCUGCUGCAACACCCUGGUGAAGGGAGGGAGGGGCCCCUGGCCCAGCCCGCAGUGAAGAGGGACACAGGACAGGUCGCCAGGGAAGUAGGACCUAUCCCUAAGCCAGGCUCCCCUUAUCUACCAAUUGAAAUCUCCCACAUCUCUGCGGAUUCAAAUCAGCCUCCCUUCCUCGCACCGCAGACUCAGCAGUGAACACUCUUGUAGCUGGUGAAAACCCCAGGUUUGGCUCAGCAGAACUGGUCACAGCCAAUAAAGGAGGCUGAGGUGGGAGAUUAGAAAGGCAGCUUUAUUUCCUUCCGCAAGGAAAGGAACACCCAAGGGCUGGUGCUUCCAAGGCUGUUCAAGGAUAAGGUUUAAAAAAAAAAAAAAAAGGUUUAAGGAGGUCACUUUUAUAGAGUUUACAAACAGGGAGAUCAUGUAAAUACAUCAGCAACAUUCUAAAUCAUGCCACGCAGGCACAAUAAGUGUUAACAUACAACUUCUUUGAAUUUGUGUUUAGAAAAUAGCAGUUAAACCCCUUCUAAGGGUGGGAAAGUUAAUAUAUACAAGGCACUUAAUGAGCCAAAGUUAACUCUAGGUCUCUCGAACGAGCUUAAACCAGCUCUCGAGGCUUAUUGUCCUGCCUCAAAGAGGAAAUACAAGCUCUAAGAUGUUAUCUCUUGCUUGGUUCCUGACCACACUUGCUGUGGGAUUUUUCCCAGUUAUCAAAGGCUCCUGCCUUACUCUGUACCCCUCCCUUCAGGAGGCAAGAUAGGGACCGGGAAGCGACACCGAAUUCUGGUCUCAGUUACACCAUUCCUUGAAUUGUGACCUCCAGCAGGUCUCUGCCCGUUUCUGAGCCUCACUUUCGACCUCUGAAAAAUGGGACUUCCGACCCCCACCCCAUCCUGCUCUGAUUUUGGGUCUUUGCAAUGUAUAGGAAUAAGCUAGGUUCCUGGGGCGAACGCGACAGGACUGAGGCCUAGAGGGCCAGACAGUCUGGGUCCCCAACUCUGUCCUAUUUCCCUAGAGGCCUUCGGGGAACAAUCUUCCCCACACUGCCCUUGAGAAACUUCAUUUCCCGACAUGCAAAGGGGAGGCGGUGCCUGCCUGUCUUAGGUAACGUGGUCUUGGGCCUGCCUGAGGACUACGACUCCCGGCGUGCCUCGCGGGUCAAAACAAAAAAAAGUCCCGGAACCGGAAGUGGCUUGCUGCUCCGGCGUCGGAACGUAUCGGGUAAUGGCCACGGGAACAGACCAGGUGGUGGGACUCGUUCUCGUCGCUGUUAGCCUGAUCAUCUUCACCUACUACACCGUCUGGGUGAUCAUCUUGCCAUUCAUUGACAGCCAACAUGUCAUCCACAAGUAUUUCCUGCCCCGAGCCUAUGCUGUCGCCAUCCCGUUGGCCGUGGGCCUCCUACUGCUCCUCUUUGUAGGAGUGUUCAUCACCUUCGUGAUGGUGAAGAACAAGAAGGUGGCCAAGAAGGCUCAGUGAAGUCCCGGCAGGGGAUGAAGCUGUCAGUCCCUUUUCUGCUUCCCACCAGGACAGGGACCAAGGGUGGGAGUCAGUAGGACUGGUCCAGGUACUAAGGCCCCUCAAGCCUGGCUGCCCUGCAGUCAUGCCCAUGGGAUGGAGCUGUUCAGGACUCACCCCUGACCGACCAGAGCCCCUGCUCCUCCCCUGUUCACCCUUCCAGAAGCCAGGAGGGAGGAGUACCUGGAAGUCUCCUUCUCACCUACUUCUGCCCCAGGACCUGAAAGAUGCUGAUCCUUUCCACCUCACCUUCAUACCCCCUGUUACAUUUUCUUCCGGGUUAUACCCUUUUGCUGCAGUUUCCCUCCUGUCACAUGCUGAUGUUGGACUUAACGGGCUCUGAGGGAGCACGCGAUCUUUCCCCACCAUGUCCUGCUUCUCUACAGAGGCAGCUUUCUCAAGUCUGACACAGCCCCAGGCCCUACAAGGACUUCUGGACCUGGAAAGCCUAGGGGAAGUGCUGACAGACCCUGGGAUCAUUGCCAGGGAUCAGGGCACAUUAGGGUGGCCACACUGGACCCCCAGACUGAGCACUCUUCAUGGAGGUCCAGCCCCCCGGCCCCAGUGCUGGCCUAUGCGGGAGAGUUUAACAAUAAACAUUGAUCAUGUG
Messenger RNA from Loxodonta africana (African savanna elephant), 3400 nucleotides. RefSeq names its product dolichyl-phosphate mannosyltransferase subunit 2, regulatory (gene DPM2). The record is from RefSeq and is a predicted model, not a curated record. Gene Ontology annotation, biological process: GPI anchor biosynthetic process. Gene Ontology annotation, molecular function: enzyme regulator activity. NCBI's taxonomy places the organism in Eukaryota, Metazoa, Chordata, Mammalia, Proboscidea, Elephantidae. The transcript has 4 exons. Gene Ontology annotation, cellular component: dolichol-phosphate-mannose synthase complex; endoplasmic reticulum membrane. Bases 2497 to 2751 code for a protein of 84 amino acids.